AUGGUUGCCGCCAAGAAGCACAUCCCGAUCGUGAAGAAGCGCACCAAGCGCUUCAUGCGCCACCAGAGCGACCGAUUCAAGUGCUUGGACUCGGCAUGGCGCAAGCCCAAGGGUAUUGACAACCGGGUUCGGAGACGGUUCAAGGGCAACCUUGCUAUGCCCUCGAUCGGCUAUGGCUCCAACAAGAAGACCCGCCACAUGAUGCCCUCCGGCCACAAAGCGUUCCUUGUCAGCAACGUCAAGGAUGUCGAGCUCCUCCUGAUGCACAACAAGACUUACGCCGCAGAGAUCGCCCACAAUGUCUCCUCGAGGAAGCGGAUCGACAUCAUCGCGCGGGCGAAGCAAUUAGGCGUCAAGGUCACCAACGCGAAGGCGAAGGUCACGACGGAGGUUUAA
Molecule: messenger RNA, 396 nt
Organism: Parathielavia appendiculata
Lineage: Eukaryota; Fungi; Ascomycota; Sordariomycetes; Sordariales; Chaetomiaceae
Product: ribosomal protein L32e
Exons: 4
Coding region: 1-396 (131 amino acids)
Biological process (GO): translation
Cellular component (GO): ribosome; cytosolic large ribosomal subunit
Molecular function (GO): structural constituent of ribosome
Source: RefSeq, a predicted model, not a curated record